AGUCUCGUCAUACGUUCACUAUUUACAAACACUUAAAUUAGUAAUUAGUUCAAAUAUUUCGAAUAUCAAAUACAUACAGACACAAAAAUACAUAAUGGUUUAUAUUCAUUUUCCGGCAAAUUUCACGGAGGAAGAACUUAUGCUUCAGACAAAAUACCAAAAAUUGAAGAAAAAAAAGAAAGCCAUACAAGCAUUGAGGGCCCCCAAACCAGAACCUGAAAAACCUAUCAUUCCAAAGCGACCAGCCGAAGCCAGAGAUGCGAGAGAAGUUGCAAAAAAACUGCUUAAAUCUGGUGCAAUCCCUGCAAUCUCUAAACAACAAAAACAACCAGAGCAAGGCUUCAAACGACCCAGGGGUUUGGAGCGAAAACUUAUAUCUGAUAAAAUUGUGAGUGGAUACCAACCGUUUUCGGCUGUUCAGAUGGAAGAUGGGCCAGAAAACCCAGAAAACAAACCACCUAGGAUAAAAAAUCUGUAUGAUACUUUUGCCACUGCCCGCGACAGGGAAGAAAGGGGGCUAGGUGAGAAGCAGCAACAGCAAAAACCUGACAAGCCCCGCCAGGGCAAUACUAUUUAUGUAUCUGGGUACAAGAUCACAGAAGAUUUUUUGAAAAAACAUUUUUCCACCAUUGGGAGCAUUAUAAAUAUAUCAAUGGAGAUUGAGAAAAAUAGAGGAUUCAUUACUUUUGAUAAAGUUGAUACAGCUGAAAGAGCAAUAUCUGAGUUCGAAAUGGUCAGGGGUGGAAGAGGAUACUCCUCAUCUAGGAGCUCUUAUCGAGGUAGCUCCAACAGGGGCAAUUCGUCAUGGGGUGGUGGUGGGAGCAGAGGUGGCUAUUCUGGUUCCAGUGGCAGGUAUUCCUCAUUUUCAAUGGAUUCUCGCAGCCCCUAUGAUUCCAAGUCCAAGUACUCCAACUCUGAUCGAUUUUCCAGAUCUGAUGAUUUCCACAAGCCCUACAGAUCGGAUUCCAGCUACAUGGGUCGCGAUAGCCGCAGAUCUCCUGACCGCAAGAGGCAGAGACUAGAGGCUUCGAGUUCGAGACACGAUAGCUCGUUCGGCAGUUACGGAAGCGGAAGCGGCAGACACGACCAAUCGUCGAGCUACAGGCGCGGCGGCUUCCCGGGCUCCUCCGACCGCCAUUCGUCCACGCCCUAUUCAAGGCGGAGCGACGAUUUCCGCCGGCCAAUGGGCCGCGGCGGGCCGUACAGGGGCCGGCCCAACUCGAGGGGCGUGCGCGGUUCGCGCGGCAUGCGCGGAGGGGCGGGGCGUGACCGGCCAAUGAGAAGGCCGCUGUUGGAUAGCUCGUACGGGAUAAGGAAGCGCAUCGUGCCUAGUCGAGCCACCGACUACAGCAGGAAGCUAAAGAUAUCGAGGCUGCGGAGCGCCAUCGUGGCCCGUCGGGCGGCCGACAGGGGCAGCAGCGACAAGGAGGAUUCCGACGAGGAGGACAAGCCGAAAGAGAAGGCUGAUAAGAGCGAGGAGGACAAGAACGAGGAGGAGAAGGGGGAGGGCGACAGCAGUUCGAAGAAGGCGGAGGCUGAUAAGGCGGAGAGCGUGGAGGAGGAGGAAGAGAGGAGACGUAGGAAGCGGACGUUCAUCAAGCUGGUGUGCCCGCACUGUUCGGUGAAGGUGAUCACGUUCAGGAAGUACGAGAUGCAUCUGAUGAGCCGGAACCAUGUGAUCGCCAUGAGGAAGGUGGCCAUCAAACAAAAGGGCAUCCUGGCGCAGAUGCGGCAAGCGCAACGGAACGCGCAGAACGAGAUGGAGAAGAACGGCGACUCGCUGAUCACCAAGAUGACCAACUUCUGUCCGUUGUGCAAGCUCAACUACAAGACGAAGAAGGCGGUGCACCAGCUGAGCGAGUCGCACAAGAACAUGAAGAAAUUUUUGAUGCCCUUCUGCAAGGUGUGCAACAUCACGUUCAAGAGCCCGAUGAUCUACGAGAACCAUUGCUGUUCCAUCGAUCACAUCAAGCGCAAGCAGAGAAUGGAAAACAGCGAUGGAUCUGGUGAGGAAGAGUUGGAGUUGGAGAAUUUCACCACAAUCGAUUCUGUCGGCGAUGUAGAUGGAGAUGGUUCCGACACGGAAAUGAAGAAAGAGGCCGCCGACGACGACGACGAAGAUGUGGAGGAGGAGGAGGACUCCAAGCAACCGGUCAACGUCGGCAUCGAGCAGAUCCGCAAGAUCGAGGCGCACUUUUGCGAUCUGUGCAAGAUGUACCUGCCGCGGCCCAAAGGCGGCGAGGAGGUCGUCGACUCGUCCAAGAUCCUGGCCAGGCAUUGCAAGCAGCGCGUGCACAUGCAGCGGUACGUCAGGUUGAAGGAGCGCCAGGAUUUGGAGAAGCGGGCGGAGAAGUUGCAAAGGAAGGAGCUGGCCGAGAAGGAGGUGAAAACCAAGAAGGAGGACAAAGAGGACGCCUCCGCCGACUCCGGCGACGCCAAGAAGGGCAAAGAGACGACGGCCAAUAAGGCGGCCGACGACGACGACGACACCAAGGACGACAAGCUGUGGGCCGACGUCGACAAGGAUUUGGGGGACAUUUUGGCCGAGGCCGAGUCGGGCAACAAGAGUUCCGACGAGGACGAGGAUUCGCACGUGAACGGGGAAAGGUACGACAGGUUCAAAUUGAGUGAGAAGAAUGGAGAUGAAAAAUUGAUGACUGCAGAUGAAGAAAGCAUGCUGGACAACAAACUAGUCGUUGAUGAGGUCGAAGAGAAAAAGUAAGGGUCCCGAUGAGUAUUUGAUAAUUCGAUGUUUGAUAACUGACGAGUCAGUUCUUUGUAACGUCAUUAGUUGUAUUAUAAAUAUCUUC
This is a messenger RNA of Phaedon cochleariae (mustard beetle), 2810 nucleotides long. The record is from the annotation of a GenBank genome assembly. Lineage: Eukaryota; Metazoa; Arthropoda; Insecta; Coleoptera; Chrysomelidae.